Fraxinus pennsylvanica is the source of this 1272-nucleotide messenger RNA. Lineage: Eukaryota; Viridiplantae; Streptophyta; Magnoliopsida; Lamiales; Oleaceae. The record is from the annotation of a GenBank genome assembly.
AUGUUGUCUUUGAAUCUUCUUCCUUCCUCAAAUGUCACUUUCUCUAAAACCAGUCAUAAAUGUCCCAUAAAUGCUUCACUUUUGGAUCCAAAUCUUGUGAACAGACACAGAAAUUCACAGUUUCCCUUUCAUACAUUUAAAAAACCCACUUCAAAAAUUAAUAAUAGAGUCUUGUUUAGGCCUUCUGAAGAAACGUUGUCCCAGAUCUCCAAAUCAAGAUUAGAUUUUGGAAAAAUAUUGACAACCCCUUUCGGGUUUUCUUCAAGAUUUUUAGCCAGAGCAGCCUCUGGAGCUCCACAAGAAGCCAGCCCAGACGGUGAAAUUGAAGUGUCAAAGCCAAACAAGAAUCUGAAGCUAGCUCUUAUUUUUGGUCUAUGGUACUUUCAGAACAUUGUUUUUAACAUUUAUAAUAAGAAGGCGUUGAAUAUUUUCCCAUAUCCAUGGUUUCUUGCGUCAUUUCAAUUGUUUUGUGGAUCUGUUUGGAUGUUUAUUCUUUGGUCUUUAAAGCUUCAGCCUUGCCCGAAAAUCAACAAGUCAUUUGUUGUUGCACUUCUUGGACCUGCACUUUUCCACACAAUAGGCCACAUUUCAGCAUGUGUUUCAUUCUCAAAAGUGGCUGUUUCUUUCACUCAUGUAAUUAAAUCAGCAGAGCCUGUUUUUUCAGUGGUGUUUUCGUCGUUUAUUGGUGAAUCAUAUCCAUUAAAAGUGUGGCUAUCGAUUCUCCCAAUUGUUUUUGGUUGCUCAUUGGCUGCUGUCACUGAAGUUUCCUUCAAUUUUGGGGGCUUGUGGGGUGCUAUGAUAAGCAAUGUUGGAUUUGUACUUCGUAACAUUUACUCGAAAAAGAGCUUGCAGAAUUUCAAGGAAGUUGAUGGGUUGAAUAUGUAUGGUUGGAUUAGUAUUAUCUCAUUGCUCUAUCUAUUUCCAGUGGCUGUUUUUGUGGAAGGGUCUCAAUGGGUUGCAGGGUAUCAUAAAGCUAUUGCAACUAUUGGAAACCCGUCAACAUUUUACCUAUGGGUGAUGUUAUCUGGAAUUUUUUACCAUCUCUAUAAUCAAUCGUCCUACCAAGCACUUGAUGACAUUAGCCCGCUUACAUUCUCAGUCGGGAACACUAUGAAGAGAGUGGUUGUAAUCAUUGCUACUGUUUUGGUCUUCAGGAAUCCGGUUAGGCCAUUGAAUGCACUUGGAUCGGCUAUUGCAAUAUUUGGCACAUUCUUGUAUUCACAGGCUACGGCUAAAAAACAGAAAGUACAGGCGGGUGAAAAGAAGGAUUAA